UUCAAGAUGGCGGGAGAUUCAGUCCACGCGGUGUAUCGAAGUCCUCUCACAAGUCGUUAUGCGAGUCCUGAAAUGGCGUUUAAUUUCUCUGAGGACAAGAAAUUUUCUACUUGGAGGAAGUUGUGGCUUUUCUUAGCAAAAUCCGAGAAGAUUCUAGGAUUGGAAAUCACAGAUGAACAAAUUCAGGAAAUGGAAGCUAACUUGAAAAAUAUAGACUACAGCCUGGCUGCCGCAGAGGAGAAGAAACGUAGACAUGAUGUCAUGGCACAUGUUCACACAUUUGGUGUGUGCUGUCCCAAGGCUGCUCCCAUUAUUCACCUGGGAGCAACAUCUUGUUAUGUUGGUGAUAACACUCUUGCCAGAUGCAUAGAGAGGCUAUCAGGCUUUGCUGAGAAGAACAAGUCAAUUCCUACACUUGGCUAUACACAUUUUCAACCUGCUCAACUCACCACAGUUGGAAAGAGGGCAAGUCUUUGGCUGUCAGAUCUCCUUAUGGACUUGAGGAAUCUUACUAGGGCUCGGGAUGAUUUAAGAUUUAGAGGGGUCAAGGGAACCACUGGUACUCAGGCCAGCUUCCUUACUCUUUUUGAUGGUGAUCAUGACAAGGUGGAACAACUCGACCAACUUGUAACAGAAAUGGCUGGUUUCAAAAGUCACUACAUUGUUACGGGGCAAACAUACAGCCGUAAAGUAGACUUGGAUUGUCUAUCGGCUCUCGGCAGCCUUGGAGCAUCAGUUCAUAAGAGAUGUACAGACGUCAGGCUUUUAGCAAAUCAAAAAGAAAUCGAGGAACCAUUUGAAAAAGAUCAGAUUGGUUCCAGUGCUAUGCCAUACAAACGGAACCCAAUGCGGAGUGAAAGGUGCUGCAGUCUGGCACGUCAUUUAAUGGUGCUUGUAGGAGAUGCGCAGCAGACAGCAGCAACACAGUGGCUUGAGAGGACGCUGGACGAUAGUGCUAACAGGAGAAUAAGUUUAGCCGAAGCAUUCCUUACGGCAGAUAUUUUGCUCAGUACUUUGCAAAAUGUUUCAGAGGGUUUGAUAGUUUACCCUAAGGUUAUCGAUCGCCAUAUUCGACAGGAGUUACCGUUUAUGGCGUCCGAAAAUAUCAUAAUGGCAAUGGUGAAAGCUGGGGGAAAUAGACAGGAGUGUCAUGAGAAGAUUCGCGUUCUGUCCCAGGAGUCUGGGGCGGUUGUCAAGGAGCAAGGCGGUGACAACGAUUUGGUCGAUAGGAUCAAGAAUUGCAGAUACUUUGCUCCCAUUCACAAUCAGUUAGACGUCAUCUUGGAUGCUAGUACAUUUGUGGGGCGUGCACCCCAGCAGGUUUCCAAAUUUAUUAAGGAAGAAGUCGAACCAGUGCUGAUUCCCUUCAAAUGGGAUCUAAGGAGCAAGUCGUCCAUUGAUGUUUAGUGUUUUCCCUUAUAUAGGUACUCUUUCCUAGCGUAUAUGUUUGUUUAGGAUUUUCUCUUAUGUAGGUACUCUUUCCUAGCUUAUAUGUUUGUUGUUUAGUGAGCUUGUUUGUAUUUACAUUGCGUGAAAGCAAUAUGCGGGAGACAUUUCAGCGUGCAGUAAUUAGUUUGCCGCUAGGCAGCUAAGCAGGUGCAGUGCACAUAAGCGUCAUGAGCCCGCAGUUAGGCGUGCGCUCAUUAGCGUGCAUCCAAGCGUGCGCUUUGUAGCGUGCAUUCAAGCGGAUGUUAUUAGCAAGCAGUUAGUUAAGGUUUUAAAUCGUUAAUCGUACAGUUUUUCGCGCGAAGUUAAAGGUAGUUUAUGCAAUAAUGGCGAGAAAUUCAGGGCUUACACCCUUUAGGCCCAUCUUACUUGAAGGUUAUUUCAUUCUGGCGAGAGACACGCCAGCGUUAGGAAAGAAAACUUCCAUGAAUUGAAUUUCGGCAGAUAAUGCUUCACUGCUCGAGGAUGGGUAGUUAUAAAUGUUCCCAUUAGAUGCUAGAACUGAACUGCAUAAAAGAUGUGAUAAAGCUAGUCAUUUAUUUUCACUUUACACUGGGAUAACAAACCGGUGAGAACCGUACUCAGACAAGUUGAUGUGGUUUUCAAGUUUGUCUAAGAAUAGAUGGCUUAACUCUUCCUACAAUACAAAUUGAAAAAGAUGCAGAUUUUCACAUUUAAAAUGGUUUAAGCAUAUUCUUAAAGUUAUGAACGAAAAUGCGAUGCAAACGACUGUGAAUAUUGCGGAGUCAUUCAAUUGGGCCAUGUUGUAAGUUAGGUACAAAUUAAAAAAACUUUGAAAAGGGAAAUCUUUACAGUAUAAUAAGGUUUUGAAGCCACAAAGAAAUUGAAGGAACUUGAACAAUCAUGCAUGAGAUCAAUGUCACCUAAAUAAUAACUGUUAGACCAUCGAUCAGGAAGAUAUUUGCGAAGUCAUUCUGAAAUAAAUCUGAGAUUUCGAUA
Messenger RNA from Stylophora pistillata, 2406 nucleotides. RefSeq names its product adenylosuccinate lyase. Gene Ontology annotation, biological process: 'de novo' AMP biosynthetic process. NCBI's taxonomy places the organism in Eukaryota, Metazoa, Cnidaria, Anthozoa, Scleractinia, Pocilloporidae. Gene Ontology annotation, molecular function: N6-(1,2-dicarboxyethyl)AMP AMP-lyase (fumarate-forming) activity; (S)-2-(5-amino-1-(5-phospho-D-ribosyl)imidazole-4-carboxamido) succinate lyase (fumarate-forming) activity. The record is from RefSeq and is a predicted model, not a curated record. Gene Ontology annotation, cellular component: cytosol.